This is a messenger RNA of Microdochium trichocladiopsis, 669 nucleotides long. RefSeq lists its product as uncharacterized. The transcript has a single exon. The record is from RefSeq and is a predicted model, not a curated record. The coding region runs from base 37 to 270 and encodes 77 amino acids. NCBI's taxonomy places the organism in Eukaryota, Fungi, Ascomycota, Sordariomycetes, Xylariales, Microdochiaceae.
CCAACCUGGAGCGCAUCCACGGCUCUGAACGCCGUCAUGCUUGCAUUAUUUAUACGCGCUUGCAUGGGCGGUCCCUUUCAUAUAACUACUUGCACGUGCUUCACAUUGAUCCUUCAGCACUCCUCGGCGGUCCCUGCAGAGCGGAAAGGUGAACGGCAGUAUGCAGCAAAAUCGUCAAUAACCCAGCGGUACACCUUGAUUAGGCAUCCCCAUGCGGGCUCUGAAGCGGUGCAGCGCUUCUGCGCCAGCUCGGCUACUGCAUCGAGCUGAGGAUGACUGUCAUUGAACAUGCUCAAGUCACUAGCACUAAAGCACCUCCUAGCGCUACAUCGAGAGCGGCAUGGUACCAUCUCCGACUGCAGUCGAUAAUGGCUCAUGACCACUUGCUCGCGUGGGAGCCAUUUUCUGCUCACGCCACUUUCGUCCCGGCUGCACUACAGUAUGGGGCAGCAAGCUCCUAGCGCGAUCGUGGCUUGAGCAAGCUCUGGGCCCAUAAUUCCGCUUGCGUGGAUGCAUGCGAGACCUCCCAAGGCUGACCCUUUGCCUUCCUCGUUGACGUUGUCUUUCUUUUCCAAAAGCCAUUCAUUAGAUCACGGCCCCGAUCGCCACCCUGUCCUCACGGCUUCCAGUCAUCGGCGGCGUCUUUUGCUUGCAGUAUCCUGGGGCUGU